Messenger RNA from Orbilia oligospora ATCC 24927, 1446 nucleotides. RefSeq lists its product as uncharacterized. The record is from RefSeq and is a predicted model, not a curated record. Bases 1 to 1446 code for a protein of 481 amino acids. NCBI's taxonomy places the organism in Eukaryota, Fungi, Ascomycota, Orbiliomycetes, Orbiliales, Orbiliaceae. Gene Ontology annotation, molecular function: oxidoreductase activity. The transcript is spliced from 2 exons.
AUGCUCCGCUGCUGCCUCCCCCGCUCACGGGUCGCAUUCCGUCCCCUCCUCCUCCACCCCCACCGCAGGCCCCAAAGCUCCAGCACCACCCACCCAAUCCCACUAGGCGAAGAAGAAGACCCUCUCGACGACUUCUACGCCGCCAUCCGCGCAGGAAUCGACCCCCAAAACCCAACUUCCUACACCCCCACCGCUCCCCUCUCUCCAAAAGCCUCUCUAACCUCCCAGCGACAACAACAAAUCCAAAACCUCAUCAACCGUCCUAUCCCCACGGUCACACUCUCAAAUGGUGUAAAAAUCCCAGCAUUAGGUUAUCAAGCCUACGUCCAUCGAGAUCAGAAGCCCAAACCCUGGAAGGAUCUGAUAUGGAAGGGGUAUAGACAUAUUGAUAUGAAUUCUGCGUUUAAUCAGCCAGAGACGUUCCUACAGAGUUCAUUCUGGUCGCUUGCGACGAAUAUUACUCGUUCGGAUUUGUUCGUUUCUGCGAAACUGGAGAGUUGGUGGCAUCAUGAUCCGAAGGCUGCGUUGUAUAAUACUCUUUUGGGGUUGAGGACCGGGUAUUUGGAUCUAUGGGUGAUGAGAUGGCCUGUCUCUUGGGUUUCGAAGGCGAAUCAUUCGGACCCGCCGAAGGAUAAAAAUGGCAGGGAGAUAGAUUUUAUACAGGCUUGGAAGGGGAUGGAAGAACAAUUUGAAGCUGGGAAAGUAAGAUCCUUAGGGGUAGCGAACUUUUCAAAAGCGGAAUUAGACCUUCUCCUCGAACAUGCGAAGCAUAAACCGGUCGUUCAUCAGAUGGAAAUCACACCUUACCUCCAACAAAAGGAAUUCGUAGAGUACAACAAAAGCUUAGGAAUAACCCCAGUAGCCACAAUGCCCAUGGGUACUAGAACCCCAGAAAGAGGCGCCGCUUACGAAAACCUCCUCUUCGACACAGUCCUAAUCUCCAUCGCCGAAAAAUACCGAAUAACAGUCCGUCAACUCCUUACAGCCUGGCACAUCUCAAACGGCAUGGUCACAAUCCCAUACCUCGAAGACUCCACACACGCCCACGACAACCUUCGCGUCGACUCAUUGACCCUCGAACAAGAAGAUCUUGACAAAAUAGCAUCCCUCGAAAGAGGUCAACGAAUCUACAAACCAAGACUCCUAGGCUACUACCCAUUCUCGGACCUUACCGAUCCGGAUUUGGCCCUCGAUAAAGGUGAUCUUCCAAGAUUAGAAGAUGUUUAUGCCAGAAAUCGUGAGAAGGCCAAGUUUGCAAAACAGAAGGCAGAGGAAGAGGAAGAAGCACAUGAUUUUGCUCGAGGACAUCAGCUGAGAUUCGGAACGAGCACUUAUGCCGGCACGGUAUACGGAUGGCUCAGAAGCAUGGACGGUAGUAGAAAGGCGGCCGACAACAAAACCGGACAUUUUGGAACAAAAUUGCGACCUCCGAAGAAGAAAAAGUAA